Messenger RNA from Suillus clintonianus, 1254 nucleotides. RefSeq lists its product as uncharacterized. The record is from RefSeq and is a predicted model, not a curated record. Gene Ontology annotation, cellular component: membrane. The transcript is spliced from 6 exons. Gene Ontology annotation, molecular function: transferase activity, transferring alkyl or aryl (other than methyl) groups. The coding region runs from base 117 to 1109 and encodes 330 amino acids. Lineage: Eukaryota; Fungi; Basidiomycota; Agaricomycetes; Boletales; Suillaceae.
GUGCGCGUGACAGAGUGAUGUGUGACCCCAUCUCGGAUUCUUGUAUAGAAUGACCCGUCUCCUCGCGGCCGGCAGAGAGUGGCAUUCAAUUUGCCUGCUGUUCAAUUUCCAUCAAUAUGUCAACCCUCACGAUCCCGAAGCUUGCAAGUCAGCUCAUCUUUCGGCCCAUCGUAAUAUCGAUGAACAGCUUGGCCCUGUCUUCCCUUAUGUCCUAUGUCAUGUCUGCCAAUGGAAAUAUCGAUUGGAGAUCAGUAUGCUCACUGGUUUACUACCAGAGAAUAUCGCUGAUCCAAUUAUCUUCACAGAUAACCAUUUGCGUGGCAUCGGAUAUCCUUGCGAUGGGGGCUGACCAUCUCAAGGAUAAAGAGGAGGAAUUCUUGUCUGACCGCAAGAACGCAUACGACCCACGCCUCGCCUCUUGGUUUGUAUAUGCACGAAUCUUCCUCACCGCCAGCGCUGUGCUCCUUGCAUUGACACUAUCUCUAUGUCCACUUUCGACCCUCCUCACCACGGCAGCCGUCUUAGCCCCUGCCUUGCUCUGGAACAUUCCGAUCAGCUUCAAUAUGUUUGGGCUGAUUUCGAGGCACCUCCUCGGGAGGUUUGUUAAGGACAGUCACCACCAGCCUUCUACACCUCCACCUACUCUGGUUAUCAAACGCGUCCCUGGCAUGAAAGCCAUAUUUAGCGGUGUCAUUCGAGGAUGUGGCAUCUACGCUAUUGUCCUAUCUGUAUUGUCAGGAUCAGGAAAUCUGGCCGACACGCUACCGUCUCCGUGGAGUACCGCUCAACUGAUAGUCUGGUCGACGGUCAACCGCUCAUGUCACGCAGCAAUGAAUGAUGUCCGUGAUUUUGAUGAUGAUCUGAAGGCCGGCGUCCCCACCAUACCCGUCCUUCUCAGAUCCGUCCGCAAGACGAAGGUCAUAUUAACAGCUUGUCAUAUGCUGGUUAUGCUGGCCUUCAUCGAAAAUCAAUACAUCAUAGGAAGCUGCUUAUUUGCCACAGCUCUGGUAUGGAUCCUUGACAAGCACUCGCCGAAAAAGGCGUUUUUGCUGGGUUCUCAUUCGCAGUCCUUGUUCAUUAUUUGGUACUUUUUGACGAGGAAUACUUAGCUUUUCGCGUGGAGGACGAGUAUUAUCGGUUCUGGAUUGAAUGUAGAAUGUAUUAUAUUCAUGGUGUAUGCGCUUACUUUUCAGAGUUGCACCUGAGGAAAUUAUCAGGCGAGCAAAGUACCAGAUCCGACAACAGCAUAAGUCA